AUGGCUAUGCCCUCCGUGGUGAAGGAUGAGCAGGGACGCCCAUUUAUCGUUGUCCGAGAUCAAGGAAAGAAGAAAAGACAGCAUGGUACCGAUGCAGUUAAGUCUCAUAUUGUUGCGGCAAAGACUGUGGCCAAUAUUGUGAAAACAUCUUUGGGUCCACGAGGGUUAGACAAGAUCUUAAUUUCUCCAGAUGGGGACAUCACUAUCACAAAUGAUGGAGCCACUAUCCUCUCACAGAUGGAAAUAUCAAAUCAUGUCGCAAAACUGCUCGUCGAGCUUUCAAGAUCACAAGAUGAAGAAAUAGGCGACGGCACCACUGGUGUUGUUGUAUUAGCUGGAGCACUCCUUGAACAGGCCGCAGAUUUGAUUGAUAAGGGCAUUCACCCGAUCAGAAUUGCGGACGGUUACGAUCAGGCUUGCGACAUUGCAGUAGCACACCUCGAUAAGAUCAGUGACAAGGUCGAAUUCUCACGGAAUCAUCAAGAGAAUUUGUUCAAAGUCGCAAAGACUUCCUUGGGCAGCAAGAUUGUAUCAAAAGCACACGACCAGUUUGCAAAGAUAGCAGUCGAUGCUGUACUUUCUGUUGCAGACUUAGAACGCAAGGAUGUCGACUUUGAAUUAAUUAAAGUUGAUGGGAAAGUCGGUGGUGCCCUUGAAGACUCCCUGCUCGUCAAGGGCGUCAUUGUGGACAAGGAUUUCUCCCACCCCCAGAUGCCCGAUGAGGUUAAGGAUGCCAAAAUUGCCAUCUUAACCUGCGCAUUUGAGCCACCAAAGCCCAAGACCAAGCACAAGCUUGAUAUUACCAGCGUGGAGGAGUUUAAAAAACUCCAAGCAUACGAGAAAGAUAAAUUUACUGAGAUGAUAAAACAGCUCAAAGACACUGGUGCUAAUCUUGUCAUUUGUCAGUGGGGUUUCGAUGAUGAAGCCAACCAUCUUCUUUUGCAAAACGAUUUACCCGCAGUCCGAUGGGUUGGUGGCCCAGAAAUUGAACUCAUUGCUAUUGCUACGAACGGCAGAAUUGUUCCUCGAUUUGAAGACCUCAGUGCCGAGAAACUUGGAACUGCUGGUAUAGUCAGGGAAAUGACCUUUGGCACCACAAGAGAGAAGAUGUUGGUAAUUGAGGAGUGUGCAAACACCAGAGCGGUCACUGUGUUUGUCCGAGGAAGUAACAAAAUGAUCAUUGAUGAAGCUAAACGAUCGCUGCAUGAUGCCCUUUGUGUGGUACGGAACUUGGUUCGAGAUAACCGCAUUGUUUACGGCGGAGGUGCGGCCGAAAUCGCCUGUUCCCUUGCUGUAGAGGAGGCUGCCUCCAAGACCCCCGGCCUUGAGCAAUAUGCCAUGCGAGCAUUCGCAGAUGCACUAGACGCCAUCCCACUAGCACUAGCCGAAAACUCCGGAUGGAGCCCAAUUGAGACGCUUGCCUCCAUCAAAUCGAAACAGAUCAAAGAAAAUAACAGCAGAUUGGGCGUGGACUGCAUGCAGACUGGAAGCAAUGAUAUGAGGGACCACUUCGUAAUUGAUCCUCUAAUCGGCAAACGCGAACAGUUGCUCCUUGCUACCCAACUAUGUCGUCUUGUUUUGAAGGUGAACAACGUUAUUAUCGCUGGCGAAGAUAAUGAUGAGUUCUAA
This is a messenger RNA of Microsporum canis CBS 113480, 1629 nucleotides long. Its product is annotated as T-complex protein 1 subunit epsilon. Gene Ontology annotation, molecular function: ATP-dependent protein folding chaperone; ATP hydrolysis activity; ATP binding. Lineage: Eukaryota; Fungi; Ascomycota; Eurotiomycetes; Onygenales; Arthrodermataceae. The coding region runs from base 1 to 1629 and encodes 542 amino acids. The record is from RefSeq and is a predicted model, not a curated record. The transcript has 10 exons. Gene Ontology annotation, biological process: protein folding. Gene Ontology annotation, cellular component: chaperonin-containing T-complex.